AGCUAUUAAAUUGAAAAAGUGCCCAUUGCACAAUCUCGUGCACACUUUUUAUGUGCGAGCUGUAUGUAGUUAGGCUUGGCAUUUUACACGAAGUCUCCUCUUAGCAAUGAAGUCGCUCAAGGACAAACUCAAAGCAGAGUGUCGAUCCGAAGAUCUUUGGAAACCACUUAACUGGUUCAAAGUUAAAUAUCUUGGCUCUCAGACUGGGAUCGAGAAAGACUUUAAAUGUGUCGAGCAAGCUGGUAGAGCAAUGUCAGAGCAAGCACUUAAAAAGAAGAAAAGACUSUCAARUCAUUUUCUUUAUGUAACAGAACAGCAAGUAUCCUUGUUUCCCGCUCGCAAAGGUGAUUGUGUUUUUGAUAUACGUGUAGAAAAACUAUCAUACAGCUUUCAUUCUGAGAAACAUYACCACGUAUUUUCAAUUGUGAAGCAUAUUUCAGCGAGUGAGGUGGAAAUUUACGUUAUUUGCUGCAAGAGCCAAGAGACAUUCAACGAUAUCAACAGAGCAUUUUAUUUUGUGUUCAAAGACCGGAGAUAUUCGCUUUAUCGUGAUAAAAGAGAGAAAGAUCGAAAAGAUCUGACAAUGAAAAUCAUGGCUAAACUGAAAACUCUCAAAGAGGAGCAAGAACGAACAAACACAUUUGCUAAGAAAGUACAAGAGAAAACGGACCAAAAUAAGAAUGUUUUGAGAAAGGAUUACUCGCCUAGUACAAAGGAUGAUCAUCUCGAUGGCAGCAAGGAAAACGUAUUAGCAAUGCCAAUAAAGCAAGUCAACUUUGAACUAGAACAAGUAAUGCCUGAAAAUGACAAUAACUUGCUAGAAUCUGCUGUAACGGAGAGCUAUUUUGAAGAUAAAGAUCAGAAAUUAUUUAUUCCCAGACAAACAGCGCUGGUUGAAAUCCACCGAGAGAACACAAAACAAGCCGAAUUUUUUCAAAAUACUGAUCUUGUCUUGGCUUGUGAUGAGAAACUAGAGUUUGAUCGUUCAACUCGGCGAUACCCGAGAAGUUCCUGGUGUUAGGAAGAGGUGUAAAUACGCUUGUAUUGUUUCUAAUAAUAGUAAGUCUAUAUAAGCCGGACCAGCAAUAAUGUUACAAACUAUUUUUAUGUGGAAUAAUGRCAUUAUCCCACCGCUGAUACCUACACGAAACACGUCGACAGAAAAAAUUGAUUAAGAACGCCUUCCUUUGUAUGGAKUUUUUGGGAAAUAUGUUUAAUAAUAUAAAAAAGCACAGAUUUGGAGUCAAACUUGUCUGGCAUGUACAUUUUUAUUGCAUUUAAUACAUUUUCACGAAGCAAGCAUCAGAAAUUAUGCUUUUAAUAGACAUAUAGAUAAAAAGCUAGAUUUAUAAGCGAACAACCUUAAAUAUAGAGGUAUCGAUUAUGAUCAUUCAGCAUUAUCACUAUUCUUAGAAUAAAGCGAUUGUAAUCCUUCACUUCCGUGCCAUUAUAUGUAAUAUUAUUAUCAAGCACUAUGCAGAUCGCAUACAUCUUUYUUUAUCUUUCGUGUUCCAACAUUCUAUUCUAAAUAAUAUCACUUAACGAUAAUUUAACUAUCACGUAAAGUAAUUGAAACAGCAUGAAAUAAUGUAAAAAGAAAAAAAAAUAGAAAUGUGAAUUAAAUACGUAUACGAUUCGCAGUUGAACGAAUGUGGUUAGGCUCAAGAACAGUCUGAAGAAGUUGUGGUUUCUAAGUUAGCCACGAAAUUCAUAAUUUACAUCAUAUUAACGGUUUCAAAACCUGAGUAUAUUUAUGUCGACUAAUAACAAAUUCAUAAGGAAUUUACAGCAAAAAUUAAACUCCCGUCAGACUGUCAUAUGCAGAUUAGACUUACAAUCGACACGACAGCCAAACUUGAUGAAAAAUGUCGAGUUUUUAUCGAUACCAAUAGGUAAUUUUAUUUGCUGUCGCUUGUAUGAAAAAAGAAGCUUGUUUUUAUUAUGGUUUAAUCGUUUUACAUUUAUUAGAUAAGAAAUUAAAUGUAGACUAUUCUCAAUGUCAAUAGUGAUCCACUUGUAUGCAGUAUUCAUCAAAACCUGAUGUCCUUACUUUCAGUGUUUCAGGACAUUGCGCCGGCAAAAUCAAAUAAAUU
Messenger RNA from Exaiptasia diaphana, 2093 nucleotides. RefSeq lists its product as uncharacterized. The record is from RefSeq and is a predicted model, not a curated record. Lineage: Eukaryota; Metazoa; Cnidaria; Anthozoa; Actiniaria; Aiptasiidae. The transcript is spliced from 2 exons. The coding region runs from base 107 to 1021 and encodes 304 amino acids.